UGGUUACUAGGGUUUCCGCGUUCUAAGAUGGAGACUUAGAAAACAUUUCGUUUUUCUUUAAAGCAGAUACGACUGAAAAUCUUACAAAAUGACAGAUAUUUUGUGCAACUGGCUCAAUGAAGAGCUCAAGAUUUCUCAAAGAACUGAUCCAACAACAUUUGAAAAAGACUUUGCCUCCGGUUACUUGAUAGGAGAGGUGUUGAACAAGUAUCAGCUCCAGAAUGACUUUGAUAAAUUUUCGCAGAGCAAAACAUCAGACUCAAAGCUCAACAACUUCACCCGUAUUGAGCCCACGCUGCAUCUGCUCGCCAUUCCCAUUGACACCAACUUGGCCCGCGCCAUCAUGACUGAGACCCACGGGGUUGCCACGCGGCUCAUGUACCAGCUGUAUGUGGCUCUCAACAACAAGAAGAAGUCCAACCUGACAGGGGUUGCCAUGGAGACCAUGAGACCUGCGGCCCCAGCUAAACUGAACGCCGUGGAGUCAGAAAUUUAUAAAGAUCGUCUCAAGCACAUGACACCAAGGCAGAGUGAACUGGAGCUACAGGAGGUCGUGCAGAAAUUCCAUGAGAAGCAGAUGGAGAUGGAGAAGGUGGCGUUCCGUGAGAGAUUCCUGGAGCAAGAACGAAUACGAGAGCAGCAGCAGAAAGAGCGCAGGCUGUUGAUGGAGCGGUCUCGAGCUAUGAAGCUUAAACAGAGUGAAAUGGUCGCUAGAAUCCAGGCUGCCACGGUUGAGAUCCCCAAACCUCCGCCCCAGAAGACUGUACAGGCCAUGGAGGCUAGGGCCGCAGGUCGACGCAGGAAGAUAGCUGAGGACACUGUUCGAGCUAUCGGUGACUUUGAGGAGAAGAUGAAAAUGACUCUGCCGCCGGCUAAGGAUGAAGAUGAUGAGGGUAUAGGGAUGGAGUACAUUCUGGCUCGGGAUGAUGAGAAGAGCCACACUGAGUUAACGGACAUGAUCAAGCCCCGUUCCAAUGACGAGUACAUCGGCAAGAUACGCAAGCGGCUCCAGGAGGACUCGUCUGCACGGGCAGAACGCGAGAAACGGCGCAGGAAAGUCAUCGUGGACCAGAUCAAGGCACACGCAAGUCAGGAGGAGGCCCACCGUGAGGAGAUGCUAGUGAACCGUCUGAUGCGUCAGUCCCAGCAGGAGAGGCGUAUUGCGGUCCAGCUGCUUCAGACCAGGCAUGAGAAGGAGGUGAUCCGUAGCAACCGUAUCCAACGGGAACAAAUGUAUGAGGAGCGCCGUCGCAAGGACUUUGAGGACGCAAUGAACAGAGAGUCGGAGAUGGCAAGGCUUGCUAAGCUGGAGUACACUGAACAGACAAGGAAGGAUAAAGAGUUACAUGAUCAGAUUGCGGCGGAACGUGCCGAGGCCAAGUACCGCAAACACUACGAGAGCUGCCAGGGGGUCAUGGAUCAGAUCCUGGACUUUGCCUGCAAGGUUGCAGAGUACAAGGAGCUCACUAACGGACUGGUUCCAGCCAAGCUGCUGCGUGACUGGCGUGCUCAGUUUGAGGCAGGGAUCCCCCUCUAUGACAAGGUCAAGGUCGUGGAGGCUGCCACGGUCACCCCAGAACAGGUCCUUGAGGAGGAGAGACUGAACCUGCUGGAUGAGGGAGAUUUCAUGGAAUACAAGACCAUGGUGGGGGAAUGGCAACCACCUGAGGCCAGUGGACUAGAGAAACCACCACGGGACAACCCCAUCGUGGGUCACGUGGUACAGAGACUUCUCAACAUGGUGUACCCGCCCUCUACACCUCCACCACCGCCAGAGUUUUCCCCAUUCCCCAUCAGAGCCUGUGUGCUGGGAAAAGCCUUUGCCGGAAAAUCUGUGUGCAUUCGCAGCAUUGCAAAGGAUCACCGACUGCAGCUGUUGGACGUAGAUUACCUGGUGAAUGAAGCCAUUGAGGCCAGCAAAAAUGGAGAGAUUAUGACAGGGUGCUUGGGACAAUGCGACGUUGCAGAGAGCAAUCCAUCGCAGAACGUUUCUAAGCAGAAAACGGACAGAUGA
This is a messenger RNA of Dreissena polymorpha, 2014 nucleotides long. RefSeq names its product sperm flagellar protein 2-like. The record is from RefSeq and is a predicted model, not a curated record. The transcript is spliced from 14 exons. The coding region runs from base 89 to 2014 and encodes 641 amino acids. Lineage: Eukaryota; Metazoa; Mollusca; Bivalvia; Myida; Dreissenidae. Gene Ontology annotation, molecular function: protein binding.